Molecule: messenger RNA, 2394 nt
Organism: Lodderomyces theae
Lineage: Eukaryota; Fungi; Ascomycota; Pichiomycetes; Serinales; Debaryomycetaceae
Gene: BRN1
Product: condensin subunit
Exons: 1
Coding region: 1-2394 (797 amino acids)
Biological process (GO): mitotic chromosome condensation
Cellular component (GO): condensin complex
Molecular function (GO): chromatin binding
Source: RefSeq, a predicted model, not a curated record
AUGUCUGCUCAAGUGCUACCUAAGAAACGAUCUAAAGGAGACCACAGAAUCAAUAGUCACCGCAACUUGUCCUCAAAUCAUGCACACCAUCACCACAAUGCCUCUCGACUAACGCCCCAAUCUAACCGUGUCGUAUCUAGCAAUAACAACCAGAUUAUUGGCAGCGCGUCGGGUAGGAGGGUGAUACUGAAUAGAGUUGUCUCCCACACGAGACAUGUGAGUCGCAGUCUAGCUCAAGACGACUUGAGCAAUGAAUCAUUUGAAGAAGUUGGUAUUGGGUUUAAUGAAAACAAGCACCAAAUCUUGUCAAAUUUCGAAGAAUGGAUCAAAAUGUCGACGGAUAACAAGAUCAAUAUCAAAAACUCAUGGCAAUUUGCCUUGAUUGAUUAUUUCCACGAUUUGAAUGUCAUUAAAGAUGGUGACCAUAUCAAUUUCCAACGUGCUUCAGCAACGUUGGAUGGGUGUAUUAAGAUUUAUUCAAAUAGAAUAGAUUCUGCCGCUACGGAAACUGGGAAAUUGUUGAGUGGUUUAGCUUCAAAGCAGAACGAAAAGGCAAGAAAUGGUAACUCAGCUGGCAGUGGUAUUGGUGCCAAUGGCGAUGAUCUAGAUGGUGAUGGCGAAGUGAUAGAUGGCGAACGAGUAGCGUCAGAUAACGAGGAUGACAAUGAAGAUGGCGCUAAAAAGAGGCGUAAAGUGAACAAAGUUGUUGAAUCGACUCUCGUCGACUUUGACACCAUACGGAUAAAGAAAUUGGAUCAAGAGUUGGCAAUAGAUCCAUUGUUUAAGAAGGCACUUGCUGAGUUUGACGAAGGAGGUGCUAAAAGCCUAUUGCUAAAUACAUUGAGUAUAGACGCAUCGGGUAGAGUCGUCUUUGAUGCGACUUCCACCGGAAGUGCUCAAGAACUGCAGGCUUCACAAGGCAUCACGGUUCAUGACGGGCAUGAUGCAGAUGAUGAUGCAGAUGAUGUUGAUGAUGAUGUUGAUGAUGCAGAAGUUGACAUAUCGGAUCUAGGGCAGAUUUUGUUUGAUGAUCAUUUACCAAUCGAAGAAAAAACAAUUUGUCCCUCUCUAAAUGAGUUCAAAUCGGCCGUGGAUGACUUGCAUAAAGCCAAAAGCAUACUUAACGAUUUCAACACACGAAUGAAUGACGUUCAAGAUAUUGAGAUGGAACAAAAUGAAUUUGACAUGGAUAACGAUUUCCAAUUUGACGAUUUUGGUGAUCAAGAUGGUCUGGAUCUUCAGUCCAAUGACAACGAUUUACUCAACCAUGUUAAUGAAAGUGUUAUGCAAAAAUUAUUCGAAGAGACGUCCGACAAGUACACUCCAGCUAAAACUAAUACGGCAUUGUUGGAUGAAGACUUGAUGAAUUAUUUUGAUGAAAAAUUAAAGAUUAGUUGGGCGGGACCUGAACAUUGGAAAGUGUCUGCUUUCAAGAAAGCCAACAACAUUGACCAAUUUGCCAAGGAGAAAAAACCGGAUAUCACGGCUCCUAAAAAGAAGAAGGAUUUCUCCACUAUUGAUUUCUUUAGCACGGAGAAUGCAGAUGAAGAUCUACUAUUCAAACUGCACAAGGACCCCAAUUUCAUUAACUUGAAAUCAGUCAACAUCUAUGAAGUAUAUGACGCUGACACCUUUGAGGAAAUUAAGGAACAGAAUCUUUUACCGGAUGAUAUCAGGUUUACCUCUUCGAGACUAGUCAGUCUAAUUCAAAAACCAAAUACACCAAUAAUGUAUUUCCCCAGGGCCCCAAUAGCAGCGUAUGACACCAAAGAUCAGAGCAAGUUAACCGACUCGAAUUUCUUUGCUGAACAAUAUCAAGCAAGAGAAUUACAGGAACAACAAGAAACAGCCGAUGAUAGAGAACGAUUGGCACACUCAUUCCACCAGGCAGAAUACGAAGAUUUUGACAACGAUUACGAUGGCAUCGAUUUCAACGAUGCUCUUGAAGAUGUACCUCCUGAUAAUGGUGGAGUUGGCCGACAACAGGAACCCCAUGCAUUGAGUCCAACUCGGGAAUCCCAAUUCAAUUCUCAACCAGCAACUGCUGAGGGUGUCAUUGGUAAACGAAGAACAGAAUUUGUCAAUUUCUCACGAGUUGCGAAAAGAGUUGAUAUCAAGCUUUUGAAAGAUAAUAUCUGGAAAGCUAUACUUGACGGCGUAGCUUCCGGGUCCAAUGCCACUGAUAAUGAUAAACUGGACGACGGAGAUCAGCAACUUCGAAGAAUCAAAUUCAACCAAGUUAUUAAAAAAGUUAAAACCAUGUACACCCCAGAGCAAGUCAAGGAACUUUCAACUAGUUUUUGCUUUAUUUGUGUUUUACAUUUGGCAAAUGAGCAUGGGUUGACUAUAGAGGGUAAUGAGUCCAACGAUAACUUGGAAAUUAUAGGGGUAUAA